AUGAAAGUGACCGUGUGCUUCGGCAGGACCCGGGUGGUCGUGCCGUGCGGGGACGGCCACAUGAAAGUUUUCAGCCUCAUCCAGCAAGCGGUGACCCGCUACCGGAAGGCCAUCGCCAAGGAUCCAAACUACUGGAUACAAGUGCAUCGACUGGAACAUGGAGAUGGAGGAAUUCUGGAUCUCGACGACAUCCUCUGUGAUGUGGCAGAUGACAAAGACAGACUGGUAGCCGUGUUUGAUGAGCAAGACCCACAUCAUGGAGGUGAUGGCACCAGUGCCAGCUCCACAGGCACCCAGAGCCCAGAGAUAUUCGGCAGUGAGCUCGGCACCAACAAUGUCUCAGCCUUCCAGCCUUACCAAGCAACAAGUGAGAUCGAGGUCACCCCUUCAGUCCUUCGUGCGAAUAUGCCUCUUCACGUCCGACGGAGCAGUGACCCAGCGUUAAUUGGCCUUUCCACGUCUGUCAGUGAUAAUAACUUCUCUGAAGAGCCUUCAAGGAAAAACCCCACACGCUGGUCGACAACCGCUGGCUUCCUCAAGCAAAACACUGCUGGCAGUCCUGCAGCCUGUGACAGGAAGAAAGAUGAAAACUACAGAAGCCUCCCACGGGACACUAGUAACUGGUCUAACCAAUUUCAGAGAGACAAUGCUCGCUCAUCUCUGAGUGCCAGUCACCCAAUGGUGGACAAGUGGCUGGAGAAGCAAGAACAGGAUGAGGAUGUUGCAGAGGAAGACAGCAGCCGUGUGGAACCCGUGGGCCAUGCCGACACCAGUGUGGAGAACAUCCCCAACUUCUCUCUGGAUGCUAUGGUAAAGCUCGUACAAGUCCCCAACGAUGGAGGGCCUCUGGGAAUCCAUGUAGUGCCUUUCAGUGCUCGAGGCGGCAGAACCCUGGGGUUAUUAGUAAAACGAUUGGAGAAAGGUGGUAAAGCUGAACAAGAAAACCUUUUUCAUGAGAAUGAUUGCAUUGUCAGGAUUAAUGAUGGCGACCUUCGAAAUAGAAGAUUUGAACAAGCACAACACAUGUUUCGCCAAGCCAUGCGGACAUCCAUCAUUUGGUUCCAUGUGGUUCCCGCAGCCAAUAAAGAGCAGUAUGAACAACUGUCCCAAAGCGAGAGGAACAAUUACUACUCCAGCCGCUUCAGCCCGGACAGCCAGCAUGUGGAUCACAGGGGUGUGACCAGCGCGGGGCCGCAGGCCCUGCCCAGGGCGUCCCGGCUGAACCCCCCACCUGAGCACGCGGACCCUCACCCCCGACUCCUACCUCAGAGCGCGCAGCCCUUGGGAAAGCCGCCUGCCGCUCCGGCCCUGGCAGCACAGCAUGUGUUCAGUCCCAGCAGUGGUUACAACACCAAAAAAAUAGGCAAGAAGCUUAACAUCCAGCUCAAGAAAGGUACAGAAGGUUUGGGAUUCAGCAUCACUUCCAGGGAUGUAACAAUAGGUGGCUCAGCACCAAUUUAUGUGAAAAACAUUCUCCCAAGGGGCGCUGCCAUCCAAGACGGCCGGCUGAAGGCUGGUGAUAGACUCAUAGAGGUUAAUGGAGUCGAUCUAGCAGGCAAAUCCCAGGAGGAAGUUGUUUCCUUGUUGAGAAGCACCAAGAUGGAAGGGACUGUGAGCCUUCUGGUCUUUCGCCAAGAAGAUGCCUUCCACCCAAGGGAACUGAAUGCAGAGCCAAGCCAGAUGCAGAUUCCAAAAGAAACGAAAGCAGAAGAUGAGGAUACCGUUCUCACACCCGACGGCACCCGGGAAUUUCUGACGUUUGAAGUUCCGCUGAAUGAUUCAGGAUCUGCUGGUCUUGGCGUCAGUGUCAAAGGUAACCGGUCGAAAGAGAACCACGCAGAUUUGGGAAUCUUCGUCAAGUCCAUUAUUAAUGGAGGAGCAGCAUCGAAGGAUGGGAGGCUUCGGGUUAAUGAUCAACUGAUAGCAGUGAAUGGAGAAUCCCUGUUGGGCAAGACAAACCAGGAUGCCAUGGAAACCCUCCGGAGGUCCAUGUCCACUGAAGGGAACAAGCGAGGAAUGAUCCAGCUCAUUGUGGCGAGGAGAAUAAGCAAAUGCACUGAGCCGAAGUCGCCUGGGAGCCCCUCUGGACCCGAGCUGCCCAUUGAAACGGUGUUGGAUGAUAGAGAACGACGGAUUUCCCAUUCCCUCUACAGCGGGCUCGAGGGUCUUGAUGAAUCACCCACAAGAAAUGCUGCGCUCAGUAGGAUAAUGGGUAAAUACCAGCUGUCCCCCACGGUGAAUAUGCCCCAGGAUGACACUGUCAUUAUUGAGGAUGACAGGUUGCCAGUGCUUCCACCACAUCUCUCUGACCAGUCAUCUUCCAGCUCCCAUGAUGAUGUAGGAUUUGUGACGACAGAUGCUGGCACGUGGGCCAAGGUUGGCAUCAGCGACUCUGCAGACUGCUCUUUGAGUCCAGACGUCGAUCCAGUUCUUGCUUUUCAACGAGAAGGAUUUGGACGUCAGAGUAUGUCAGAAAAACGCACAAAGCAAUUUUCAGAUGCCAGUCAAUUGGAUUUCGUUAAAACGCGAAAAUCAAAAAGCAUGGAUUUAGGUAUAGCUGACGAGACUAAACUCAAUACAGUGGAUGACCAGAAAGCAGGUUCCCCCAGCAGAGAUGUGGGGCCUUCCCUGGGUCUGAAGAAGUCGAGCUCUUUAGAGAGUCUGCAGACAGCAGUUGCCGAGGUGACUUUGAAUGGGGACAUUCCUUUCCAUCGCCCUAGGCCACGGAUAAUCCGAGGAAGGGGAUGCAAUGAGAGCUUCAGAGCUGCCAUUGACAAGUCCUAUGAUAAACCUGCAGUGGAUGAUGACGACGAAGGCAUGGAGACGUUGGAAGAAGACACGGAAGAAAGUUCGAGAUCAGGAAGGGAAUCUGUAUCCACAGCCAGCGACCAGCCUUCCCACUCCCUGGAGAGACAGAUGAAUGGAAACCAAGACAGAGGCGAGAAGCCCGAUCGGAGGAAAGAGAAAAUGGGCAAGGAAAAGAAGAAAGACAGAGAGAAGGAGAAGGAGAAGAUGAAAGCCAAGAAGGGGAGGCUGAGGGGCUUGGGAGACAUGUUCAGGUUUGGCAAACAUCGAAAAGAUGACAAGAUUGAGAAAACGGGUAAAAUAAAAAUACAGGACUCCCUUACGUCAGAAGAGGAGAGAGUACGGAUGAAGCAGGAGCGGGAAAGGAUUCAAGCCAAAACUCGAGAAUUUAGGGAGCGACAGGCUCGGGAACGUGACUAUGCUGAAAUCCAAGAUUUUCAUCGGACAUUUGGCUGUGAUGAUGAGCUGUUGUACGGGGGAAUUUCUUCCUAUGAAGGUUCCAUGGCUCUCAGCACCAGACCUCAGAGCCCAAGAGAAGGGCAUAUGAUGGAUGCUUUGUAUGCCCAAGUGAAGAAGCCGCGGAAUUCCAAACCUUUACCUGCAGACAGCAACAGAUCAACUCCUAGCAACCAUGAUCGGAUACAGCGUCUCCGGCAAGAAUUUCAGCAAGCAAAACAGGAUGAAGACGUGGAGGAUCGGAGACGUACCUAUAGCUUUGAACAACCCUGGCCCAACUCCAGGCCGUCCGCGCAGAGCGGGCGACACUCGGUGUCGGUGGAGGUGCAGAUGCAGCGGCAGCGGCAGGAGGAGCGCGAGAGCUUCCAGCAGGCCCAGCGCCAGUACAGCUCGCUGCCCCGGCAAAGCAGGAAGAACGCCAGCUCUGUCUCCCAGGAUUCUUGGGAGCAGAACUACCCUCCCGGGGAAGGCUUCCAGAGUGCCAAGGAGAACCCCAGGUACUCGAGCUACCAAGGUUCCCGGAACGGCUAUCUGGGCGGGCACGGCUUCAACGCCAGGGUCAUGCUGGAGACCCAGGAGCUGCUCCGCCAGGAGCAAAGGCGGAAGGAGCAGCAGAUGAAGAAGCAACCUCCGGCCCCCGAGGGGCUCAACAACUAUGAUUCGUAUAAGAAAGUCCAGGACCCCAGUCACAUCCCUGCCAAGGGGCCAUUCCGGCAGGACGUGCCCCCCUCGCCGUCUCAGGUUGCCAGGCUGAACAGACUCCAGACCCCCGAGAAAGGGAGGCCCUUCUAUUCCUGA
Molecule: messenger RNA, 4059 nt
Organism: Rangifer tarandus platyrhynchus (Svalbard reindeer)
Lineage: Eukaryota; Metazoa; Chordata; Mammalia; Artiodactyla; Cervidae
Source: the annotation of a GenBank genome assembly